Podarcis lilfordi (Lilford's wall lizard) is the source of this 8673-nucleotide messenger RNA. The record is from the annotation of a GenBank genome assembly. NCBI's taxonomy places the organism in Eukaryota, Metazoa, Chordata, Lepidosauria, Squamata, Lacertidae.
AUGGCGCCCACCGCCUCCUCCCCGCGUGAGGCGAGCGGGGACGGUCACGUGACGGCAACCAUAGAGACGCGGGGGCGGGGCUUCGCGUCUCUAUGGUGGCGGGGCCGGUUGAGAGCGCUUCCGGGUCGACUCGGGGGCAGCUGCGCGCGCGCGCUUCCGGUUUCGUUGCUUUCCACCCCCCUCCCCCUUCGCAGUCCAGGCGCGGUAAGCGCGAAGAGGCGCCGGGAGGAUCUCCGCCCUGACGCCGCCGCCGCCGCCGUUGCCAUGAGCUUCCUGCAGCCUCUCGCGGCGCCUACCGAGGGGGUCCGGCUUCGGCAGCCCGACACGGAGGCCGUGCUGGGGGGACGAGGCCUGGGCACCGGGAGCCUCUACAUCGCCGAGAGGUGAGAGAGAGAGAGAGAGAGAGAGAGGGAGGCCGGCAUCUGCUGGGAGGCUUCAGGGGCUUCGCCUGCGGAACUCCCUGCCACAAGGCGCGGGGAUAACAGAGAAAAGCGGCUGGAGAAAUUCACGGGGACGGGCGAGAGGGGCCCGUUAUUCUGGACGGAGCCUCCCCGCUCAGAAACAGUCUACCUUCGAGGCUCUGCUGUGACGGGCAAGCCAUGGGAGAGCUUUCCUGCUCUGAGGUUGCUGUUUUUUUGGCGGGAGUGCCUUCCUGGCUUUAGCCGGCCAGGGAACGUGGACCAAAUGCACUCUUGGGGCUCUUUAUUACGCCGAGGGCGCUUGCUUACAUGUAGGAAUAUCGUUGCGAUUAAUGCAUGUGGUUCUUUUUCCCUGACGGGGAGUCAGUGCUGCUGACAGACGAAAAUAAGAACAGCUAAAAAAAGUGGGGGUGGAGGAGCAACAGUAAUAAUGCCACAAACAGACGUUAAUAGAAAUAAAAUUAUAUAUAAAUACAAAAUGUCUAUUACAAACAGUGGUUUUUGGAAACACACCGUGUAGGGGGGAAAGGGUUUAAAUAGCUGGACAAUAUAUACCAGAAAAUGAGACACAAACAAUAAGAGAUGAGUGCCCUUCACGCCCUGGUUUUGAAUCUCCUAGUUCCCCACUGUAGUUCCCCACCUAGACUUUUGGUUUGGUCCAGUAGGGCUCAUCCUUCAGUAAUGGUGCAGAGUUAAAAAUAUGCUGAUACGCAUGCCUAGGAUUUGGUAGGUCCAAGGAGGCUGGUAGAUGCUAGAUCGCAGGGCAUACAUGGUCUGGGGUACUUGAUGCAGCAUCCUUGGCUGACACAAAAUUAGUUUGUUCCUGUUGGGGUUUGGGUGGGCAAUGGCUUUGGAACCUAAUGAAUACUGCUAUUUUCACCUUAACCAACCUGGUGCCCUUCAGAAGUUUUAGACCACAGCUCCCAUCAGCCCCAGCCAGUGCAGCUGAGAUAUUAUCAGUGUGAGAGAUAGCAGCUGGGGGUGUGCAACAGAAUGUCUUCCCCAUCCUAUCCUCCUUAAACCUUUACCUGUUGUGCUGUUUUGGGAUGAUAGUGGGUUUCAUCUCUGAACCCCAUUGCUAGUGUAUGGGAGAGGGAAUAGUAUGGGGUAGGUUUAUUAACCAGGAUACUGUAAACUGUCAAACACAUGCUGUGACCUUUUUCCUUCACUAACACUUUCAACAUUUUAUAGUUCGGCUGCCCCCAGUCUGCAGUAGUCUGAAUUUCUGGAUUUUGACCAUCUUCCUGACUUCUGAUUCCUUAAGUUUAAGCCCUCCCUCCUGCACCCAGGUGGGAGCUGCUCAUAUAGGACAAUGGAGAAAUCCAGGAUUUUAGGACAGCUGUGAUUGGGCAGCAAUGAUAUCUUACACAUCCCUUUGUCCUCCACCCUGACAAGGAAUAGAGGUUAUCAGUGUUCAAGGACUCAGUCCUGACGGCAACAAGACUUGGGUGACAAAGCGCAGGCAGUGUGGGGUGUGGCCUGGGGAGAACUCCAAGGGCCAGAGAGAGAGGUGAUUUGGCCCUCGUGGCUGAGGUUUCCCACCCCUACUUAAUUCCUCAUUCUCCUAGGACACUGGUGGUCCAUAGUAGGCACCUGGCUUGGAAGAAAAAUGGAGCUCCUCUAUGACAUAACUAAUAUUACUUUCAUUUUCUUUGGGUUUCCUCCCCCAAUAGCCGCCUGUCAUGGAUAGAGACUUCAGGCCUUGGGUUCUCGUUGGACUAUCCCAUCAUAAGCUUGCAUGCCAUCUCCAGGGAUCUGAAUGCCUAUCCGUGGGAGCAUUUGUACGUCAUGGUAAAUGCAAAGUUUGAAGGUACGGAAGAGAGACGGUCUAGUGAAGUGGCCGAGGCAUUGGGUUCAAAUCUCUGCUGCAUCAUGAAGUUCGCUGGGUGGCCGUGGGCAAGCCAUGAGGUUUCAGCCUAGCUUACCUUGCAAGGUUGCUGUGAGAGUAAAAUGGCACCAUGUCUUCCUUUGAUGCAACCAGCUUGAUGGCAGAUAAAUAUGACUAAAAGGAAGGAAAGUAAGUAGCAUAGGCCUUAACAUUUAUUAGUUUAUUAGCAAAAUCUAUAUACCGCUUGAUUGUGGUAAAACCGCUAAGCUGUUUACAGGCAUCCAGCUAUUCCAGGCUUUUCUUGGCUUAGUGUUAAAAGGUCUUCAUCUUUUUUUAAAGCAGCACUGGACACUUGAGGAAAUAACCCAUGAAAGACAACAUCCCCCCUCCCCUUGUGAGUGUUCUCCUCCGGUACUUAUGACAACUCUUAGAAAAUUCAUUCACUUCCCAUCCUGCAGCUCAGAAGUAGAGAAUGCUUAGCAUGGAGUGUGGCAUUUGCUUCAGAAUUCAAUUUCCUGGGGUGAAUUAGUUUCAAUUUUUUAAAAAAAACAAAUUUCUAGACCUCAUGGUUCUUUUCAUGUUCGCAGUGCCUUGUGAAAUCUCACAAGCCCAGGGCUACUAAAUCAUGUUUCCAGUGUUCUUGGUCAAGAAUUUCAUAGUUCCACGUUCUUCAUGGUAACCAGCAGAAAGAAGUAGGCUGUGCAAAUUUCCAUGCCUGUGCAGCUGAUCUUUAUACUCUGAUGAACUGCUUUCAAAUGUUUAAAAUGAUAUUGAUCAUUCUUCAGUUAGCAUUAUUUCAGAUAACUUGAUAACACAACUGUGUUUGAAUUCCUUAGUAGAAGAAUCAAAAGAAGAUGGCAUGGGAGAAAAAGAGGAGGAGGAGGAGGAAGAGGAGGAGGAUGGCAGCAAUGAUGAUCUUGAGCCCAUUUCAGAAUUCAGAUUUGUACCCAGCGACAAAUCAGCCUGUAAGUAGGAAGAACAGCACAGCUUCCAUGGCUAGAAUAAUGGUGACCAGGUUGCUGUUGUGAAGUGGGAUUGCUUCUGCACUCAAGAUGAUGGAGCAGGGCCUGGGAUUACCAACUUACUUCCAGAGGCAACCUUGCUCUUCACAGCAAGUGUUGGAAUGUGGUACCUUUGGAUGUGAGCACGAUCCCUCAUUCCAGCAUAACUUGCUCCUAUCAGGAGUAUCUCAACAGAAGCUUAAUCCAGAACCAGAGGGCUACGUAUAACAUCCAUCGUUGACUUGUGGGUGUGGCCAGCUGAACGAAUCUCGAGUAGUUCCUUCAGAUUGUUUGCUAGCUGUUCUGUUUUGUUUGUGCCUGCAAGGUUCUGCUUAUGAGCUUCCCACUGAGGCAUGUGGUUGGCCACUGUGAGAACAGGAUGCUGGACAAAAUAAUAAUAAUAAUAAUAAUAAUAAUAAUAAUAAUAAUAAUAAUAAUAUUUAUACCCCGCCCUCCCCAGCCAAGACCGGGCUCAGGGCAGCUAACAACCAAUAAUAAAAACAUGUUGAUUAAAAUAUAAUUUAAAAAACAAGAUUAAAAUACAACAUUAAAACAUUAGGAUGCAGCCUCUUCACAGGAGGAGAAAGGAAAAAGAAAGGGGGGGAGGGAAUCAAACUGAUUCUAAGCCAAAGGCCAAGUGGAACAACUCUGUCUCACAGGCCCUGCGGAAAGAAAUCAGAUCACGCAGGGCCCUGGUCUCAUGAGACAGAGCGUUCCACCAGGCCGGAGCCAGUGCUGAAAGGGCCCUGGCUCUGGUUGAGGCUAAUCUGACAUCCUUAGGGCCCAGGACCCCUAGGGUGUUGCUAUUUAUGGACCUUAAGGUCCUCCAUGGGGCAUACCGGGAGAGGUGGUCCCGUAGGUACGAGAGUCCUAGGCUGUGAAGGGCUUUAAAGGUGGGCCAUUGGUCUGAUCCAGCAGGGCUCUUAUGUUCUUAUUCGUCCAUGUCCAUUUUAUUUGAUUGCCAGUGAACAAAUUGUGCAUUUCUCUCUGUGUGUUUUCCCCCAGUGGAAGCCAUGUUCUCUGCCAUGUGUGAAUGCCAAGCCCUGCACCCUGAUCCCGAAGACGAAGACUCUGACAACGAUUACGAGGGUGAGGAAUACGACGUGGAAGCCCACGGUAAGAGGGCUGUGGUGGGUUCCUUUAAUUUUCAGAGAACAUCCAUAUGGCAUAGAAUAGGCCACAAUUUUGGUCAGCUUUGUGUGCUUCCAAAGAUGAAAAAUUAGGCAAAACUAGCUUUGAACCAGUAGACUCAUAUGCUGCUGGACUCCCUACAGCACAAAGUGGUUUAUAACAAUUGCAGAAAUAAUUUAGCACGAGGAAUGGGAAUUUCAGUAAACACACAUACAUAAUGCAAACAGUUGGACAUUUGAUACUUAGCAUUAAUUAUAUUACUGAAGUAGCUGUUCAAAAGAUUUUUUUUCUCCAAGAUAAAUUAAUGGCAGCUAUACCUUAUGCACCUAUCUGCUCUAGUGUUAGCUAGCAAUUUGGGUUUUAUUUGUUUGUUGCAGAAAUUGGCCAAGGUGACAUCCCAUCCUUCUACACUUACGAAGAAGGCCUGUCGCGUUUAACUGCUGAGGGUCAGGCUACUCUGGAGAGGCUAGAGGGCAUGUUGGCACAAUCUAUAAGCACUCAGUACCACAUGGCUGGGGUACGGACAGAAGAUUCCAUCAGAGACUUCGAAGGUGAGUUUUAAUCGUCCGCUGCUGUGCGGACACUCAGUUGGAUGUGCAGCUUAUUCCUCUCCCUGCAGCCUGGUAUUAUUACAAGGUAAAGUAAGCUUCUUAUAGCCACAUUGGAGCCAAUGGGUUGGAUUUUGCCAUAUUUUGCCUCAGCCGAGGGCCUUCUGGUGGUUCCCUCACUGUGAGAAGUUAUCUCCCGCUUGGACUACUGCAAUGCGCUCUACGUGGGGCUACCUUUGAAGGUGACCCGGAAACUGCAACAAAUCCAGAAUGCGGCAGCUAGACUGGCGACUGGGGGUGGCCGCCGAGACCAUAUAACACCAGUCCUGAAAGACCUACAUCGGCUCCCAGUACGUUUCCGAGCACAAUUCAAAGUGUUGGUGCUGACCUUUAAAGCCCUAAAUGGCCUCAGUCCAGUAUACCUGAAGGAGUGUCUCCACCCCCAUCAUUCAGCCUGGACACUGAGGUCCACCUCUGAGGGCCUUCUGGCGGUUCCCUCACAAUGAGGUUACAGGGAACCAGGCAGAGGGCUUUCUCAGUAGUGGCGCCUGUCCUGUGGAAUGCACUCCCAACAGAUGUCAAGGAAAUAAACAACUAUCUGACUUUUAGAAGACAUCUGAAGGCAGCCCUGUUUAGGGAAGUUUUUUUAAUGUUUAAUGCUGUAUUGUGUUUUUAAUAUUCGGUUGGAAGCUGCCCAGAGUGGCCCAGAUUUCAUUGUUCCGCAAUUGCAUUGUUCCGCAAGGGACAAUGACAAUAAAGAUAUCGUAAUCGAUGGGUGGGGUAUAAAUAAUACAUCAUCAUCAUAAUUAUUACUAUUAUUUAUUUGAAAGGAGCUUGUUGAGGCUUGAGCUCAGAGUUGGCUAAGCUGUCGGUGCACCAUGGCUAUGUAGAGGGGCUGUUGCCUCUAUCUGCUCCAGUUAAAGGACUGGCUGCCUUUAGGUUUUGCUGCAUCCCAGGCUGCCUCUGCUAGCAUUUUUAAAAGCUCAGAGUCUGAAUCCCAGCUGUUCAUCCUUCAUCCUUCUGUACACAGACUUAUUUGGAAAAACACUCUUAGGUAAUCCUGUCAAGACUGGACACGACAAUAGUGUGUGAGAUUUAUGGUGUGUUACAAAGAAUCUCCUUUUUUUAAUGACAUGAAGCACUUUCUUUAUCCGAUUGGGUAUGUUCGCUUGUUUGUAGUAUUUUUGUAAGUUUUUUAAAUAAAGAAAUGCUUACUUUGAGCUCCCGGGGACUGGAUCCGAUCAUGCUUUAGAGGAGUGAAGUCUCUUAUGUAGGUACUUUGUAGCUUCUCUUUCUUGCUUUUAUUGAUUGUUUUGAUCUGUGGUCAGAAGCUGUGCCAAGGUGGUGGAGGGCAGGCUUGGACAAUAUCCUUUCUGGUUCUUCCUUCAAUUUUAUGGUGCUCAAGCCAGCCUUGUCUUUGCAGCAGAGGACACUAGUUGCUUUGUAGUCUUCCUUCAUGUCUCCAAAGGUUUCAGUCCGUUUCUUCCUUUGCUUCUAGAUGGAAUGGAGGUGGAUGCAUCCCCAGCAGUUGCUGGGCAGUUUGAAGACGCAGAUGUUGAUCACUGAGGAGGGUGUGGGCUGCUGUAAGGUUUGCCAUCUUAAUUUCCUCUCCCUUCCAUAUAAAGCAGUUUGGUUUUCCUGAUCUUCUAAUUCAUUAACUUGCUGAAAAAUGCCCAGCUUGCUUAGAUUUCGCCCCACCAGUUCACCCUAUGCUCAAACAGCAUAUAAAGCAGACUUAAUUUUUAAAAAACCUCCUUUUAACUAAUAAAAGUUUUCAUGUGUUAAAUGCUACAUAAUAAGGGCAUGGUGACUUUUGAGCUAAUUCUCUCUGUGCAAUAUCUGAGAUAUCCGGUCUGGGAAUUUAGAUCCCUGAGAAUGGUUUGUUGGUUUUAUCUAGGUGAUGUCUACCCCACAUUAUCACAAAACUAUCACAGGUUACAAUGCAAAAGUAAAAACCACAAUAAAGCAAAAAUGUGCCAUGAAGCUCACCAGGUGACCUUGGGCUGGUUGUUGUCUCUCUGCCUCGCUUAUCUCAUGGGGAGGUUCACGACAAAUGUAUGAGGACAAAACAAGGAAGGUUAAACUUUUAUAUACAGUACCGUAUUUCACCACGUGAUCGUCACAGAUUUUAUGCCAGGUGCACUUUUCCAAAAAGUGGGGUGUCGCCAUUAUGUGAAGCCCUUGCCAGAGCACCAGCUUUCCAAGAGGGGUUUGGGGGCUGUUCAAGCAGCUCAGCCUCCUGUCCUGCCCCAGACCUUGUGCCCUCUGCGUCCUUUGGAGGCGCACAAAGGUUCUGCUGGGGCGGAGAUGGAGGAAGGGGUCUUACUCAGCCACUGCCUCCAUUAACUUGGCUGAGCCAGGGCUGCCUGUUGCUGCCGCCAAGCACUGAGUGGAGGGACUGACUUCUUCUGCUUCCCGCAUCCGGCAGCAACAUCAGGCAGACGCAGGUGCACAGUGCAAGCCACCCCAUAAGCGCCUUGCAAAGUGGGGUCGGCAGCACUGGGCUCGGCAGCCUUGGCACUGCUCCGUGCCUGUUGGCAAUGGCGGACCGUUUGCAGCGAGUUGGCCAAGCCCAGGGAAGAGGCCAAGGCAGCCUGAGAGCUCAUAGCCAAGUUUGCAAAGGGAGCAGGAGUGCCUGUGGCUGGAAGAGGACAGGAAGGGGGGCCUGAGUCCUAGCGGAGCCUCACAAUGUUCCAUGUGACAAUUACGCGAUGAAAGAUAAUUUUUGGGUGCGACUACUGUGCGAUGGUGAUGAUUAUGUGGUGAAAUACGUUAACGCCAACUCAUAAAAUAUCAUUUAUGGCAUUGUUUCUCCCACUCCGGCUGAGUUCCAUUGUCUUUCCCACCCUGUGCUACACCCAUAUACCUUUGUUACUGCUUUUUGUCCUCCUGCUACUCCCUGCCAAGUCUAUAAAGCCAGUUAAAAUAAACACUGGCCAUCACAUAGCCUAGUAUUUAAGUUCUCUUUGUACAUAAUUGUGGGUUUUCCGGCGCUCACCAGAACAGCUCUGGCUCAAAACCAUGCCAAGAGGUCCCUGGUGCGUUGUAGCAGCUUUGCGCUCUGCCCUAUGCUUGCUUCUUUUUGUAAACCAAAACGAAGUCCCCACUGCUGAACCCAUCCAUGUCUUGUCUGUUUUCCAGAUUCUUCUCUCAGCAUUUUCAGAGCAGGCUCUCCAAGCUUGAAGAUGUUAUAUCAGGAAUUGCCCUUUCGGUAUUAUUGACCUAAGUAUGGGUAUUUAGGUCUGUAAAUGCUUUUAUAGAUGUGCUGAUAUAAAACAGGAUUUGACACUGUGGGGCUGGCUUUUUAAAAAAACAUAAGAACUUGAGAAACGUAUAAUACCUUGGGUUUGAAAGGAGGGAUUAAUCAUGGGUUAUUACAGGAAAGCCUUUACAGAAAUGAUAGAGAUUAAAGAAUAAAGUUGUACUUAGAACAGAAUUCUAGAUUGUCCUAGAAUUUCCCCCAUAUUUUUGUGCCUGUUUAUCCACAGCUGACGAUGUCUGACAUGAGCGUUAACUUUGGUUUAGCUAAAGAGGCAAGAGGUACGGUGGGGCCGCAGAGACAAACAAAUUGUAAAAACCCUUCAAGGGAUUGGCUCAUUCCAUUGGACGCUCUUGCUUUCUCAUGGUUUUAGUGGCCCGGUUUGGCGUCGGGAUGGCAUCUGUAUUGCCCCCAGAUGGUAAACUUCUUACGUUUUUGUUAUAAAUAAAAUGGUUCAAUAAAUAUAAUUUUUGUAUCUUACAGACUA